CCCUGCGCAUUAACUUCCCCUUAUCUCUGCACUAUACCGCUCUUUUGAAACCUUCCAUCCAUGGCACCGGCAUUAAUGGUAGUUGUUUGGGAAUGGUUGUUUGGUGAAAAUAAAAAACAACCCAAUAACUAUAGAGCAAAAGGGUAGAUGGGACUGCUCUACUCUUCUGUUUUCUUCUUUUGUGUUGUUUUCCAAUUUCAGAUCAGGCUUUUCACGUGGGGACUAUGGAGAUAGAGGUGACUACUAGUAGUAGUAAUCAGAAACACGGCGGUGCUGCUGGCAGCGGUGGCAGCAGCACGUAUCAUGAGAAGGCAGUGUAUGGCGUUAGAGGGAAGGGUAUAUACUUGGUAUGGGAGGAUCUGAAUGUUGUGCUGCCAAAUUUUGGGAAUAAACCCACCAAAAGGUUGCUUCAAGGGCUUAAUGGGUUUGUUGAACCUGGUAGGAUCAUGGCCAUCAUGGGUCCAUCUGGCUCUGGAAAAUCCACACUUCUUGACUCUCUUGCAGGUAGACUCUCUAGAAAUGUGGUCAUGACCGGAAAUAUUCUUUUGAAUGGGAAGAAGAGAAGACUAGAUUAUGGUGUUGUUGCUUAUGUGACACAAGAGGAUGUGAUGUUGGGGACUCUAACAGUUAAAGAAACCAUAGCCUAUUCAGCACAUCUAAGGCUCCCAAAUAACUUGACCAGAGAGGAAAUAAAUGACAUUGUCAAUGGAACAAUCAUGUCUAUGGGUCUCCAAGACUGUGCUGAUACUGUGAUAGGAAACUGGCAUUUGAGAGGUAUCAGCGGUGGGGAGAAGAAGAGACUGAGCAUAGCACUUGAGAUCCUCACAAUGCCACAAGUUUUGUUCCUUGAUGAACCUACUAGUGGCCUUGACAGUGCCUCUGCUUUCUUUGUAAUCCAAACUCUCAGGAGCAUUGCCCAGGAAGGAAGGACAGUGAUCUCUUCUAUUCAUCAGCCUAGCAGUGAAGUUUUUGCAUUAUUUGAUGAUCUUUUCUUGCUCUCUGGUGGUGAAACUGUUUAUUUUGGAGAAGCAAAGAUGGCAUUAGAGUUCUUUGCUGAAGCUGGAUUUCCCUGCCCCAGAAGAAGGAAUCCCUCUGAUCACUUCCUGCGUUGUAUUAAUUCAGAUUUCGACACUGUAACAGCAACAUUGAAAGGUUCUCAAAGACUUCGGGAAGACCCAACAUCAUCAGAUCCUUUGGUGAAUAUGGCGACUGCACAGAUCAAGGUAAUGCUUGUCGAAAGGUACAGGCGCUCCAAGUAUGCAAAAAGAGCAAAAGCUAGGAUUGAAGAAAUAUCCAACAUUGAAGGAGAUAUAGUGGAAACAGAGAGCCAGAGUAAAGCAACAUGGUUGAAGCAGCUAUCAACAUUGACAAAGCGAUCAUUUGUUAACAUGUGGAGAGAUGUGGGAUAUUACUGGGCAAGGAUAGUGAUAUACAUAGUUGUGUCCAUCUGUGUUGCUACCAUAUUCUUUGAUGUUGGCCAUGGCUAUACCUCAAUUCUUGCCAGGGUAGCUUGCGGUGCUUUCAUAACAGGAUUUAUGACAUUUAUGUCUAUUGGAGGCUUCCCAUCCUUCAUUGAAGAAAUGAAGGUUUUCUACAAAGAAAGACUUAGCGGUUACUAUGGAGUUGCUGUAUACAUUCUAUCCAACUUCCUCUCUUCAUUCCCCUUCUUGGCUGCUAUUGCACUUGUCACUGGGACAAUAACGUUCUUCAUGGUAAAAUUCAGAACAGGAUUUUCGCAUUAUGCCUUCUUCUGUCUCAAUAUCUUUUUCAGCAUUGCUGUUAUAGAGAGUCUGAUGAUGGUUGUGGCUUCACUGGUUCCCAAUUACUUGAUGGGGAUUGUAACUGGGGCUGGUAUUAUGGGAAUCUUAAUGAUGACUUCUGGAUUCUUUCGACUGCUGCCUGAUCUCCCAAAACCAUUCUGGCGAUAUCCUGUUUCGUAUAUUAGUUUUGGUGCUUGGGCACUUCAGGGUGCCUACAAAAAUGAUUUCCUUGGUCUUGAAUUUGAGCCUCUCUUUCCCGGAGGACCAAAACUAUCAGGAGAGUACAUUGUUUCAAAGAUAUUCGGGGUUACUGUAUCUCGUUCCAAGUGGUGGGACUUAUCUGCAGUGGUACUCAUUCUUGUAAGUUACCGCCUUCUCUUCUUCAUCGUCCUGAAAUUCAAGGAAAGAGCUUCACCUUUGUUUAAGGUCAUUUACGCAAAGAAGACUUUGCGGCAUCUUCAGAAGAGGCCUUCUUUCGGGAAAAUUCCUUCUUUUGCUUCUAAGAGGCACCAACCUCUCUAUUCACUGUCCUCUCAAGAGGGCCUCAACUCUCCUCUGCACUAGAAGCACAAACAAAAACCAUGUCAUAUUUUGAGUUUAAGCUAUCAGAUUGCUCUAAUGUAGUUUCUGAGAGUUCUGUAAUUCUUGCUUAUAGAGAAACAGACAUGAAAAAUACAUUCAAAAGUUAAUGAUGGAUUUGUACGUACAAGGGAUGUUUUCCUUUUUAGUCAAGAUAAUGAACAUGAUUUUGUGGU
This is a messenger RNA of Rubroshorea leprosula, 2515 nucleotides long. The record is from the annotation of a GenBank genome assembly. Lineage: Eukaryota; Viridiplantae; Streptophyta; Magnoliopsida; Malvales; Dipterocarpaceae.